AGGAAGAGGAGAAGGAGGAAGAGGAGGAAGCAGCAUCAUCAGUCGGACUGCCGGCGGAUCACGGAGCCUCCUCUCCCGCCUGUGAGCUCCUCCUGCCGGACCCAGAGGAGCCGCAGCCCCGCAGAGCCAUGGAGGAGGAGAGCAGACUCACCUCCUGCACCGGGUCCAGCCUCCUGCAGCCACUCAGCGACAUCACCAGCCUGCCUCUGGACCAGGUGAACUUCGUGGCGUGUCAGCUGGGUGCGUUGCUGUCGGCCUUCUGGUUUCGUCUCUUCCUCCCUCCCAGCAGCACCCGGCCCCUCACCAGACACCUGGUGGCCACCGGCCUGGGGCUCUACUUCGCUUUCUUCUGCUUCGGAUGGUACGCGCUUCACUUCCUGCUGCAGAGCGGACUCACCUACGUCAUCAUGUUGCUGACCGGAGCCCAGCACAUGCACAA
Messenger RNA from Trematomus bernacchii (emerald rockcod), 439 nucleotides. Its product is annotated as membrane-bound O-acyltransferase domain-containing protein 2-like. The record is from RefSeq and is a predicted model, not a curated record. Gene Ontology annotation, cellular component: membrane. Gene Ontology annotation, molecular function: acyltransferase activity. Lineage: Eukaryota; Metazoa; Chordata; Actinopteri; Perciformes; Nototheniidae. Gene Ontology annotation, biological process: lipid modification.